Messenger RNA from [Torrubiella] hemipterigena, 2612 nucleotides. Lineage: Eukaryota; Fungi; Ascomycota; Sordariomycetes; Hypocreales; Clavicipitaceae. The record is from the annotation of a GenBank genome assembly.
GCACCACCAAGCAAGUUGUUAAUUCUCGCCGUUGAUUGCCAUUGAUCCUCUGCUUGUCCAUCACUUCGACCGCAGCCAGAACCCAUCAGGCUUUCAUUUCAUCGGGCAAAAUUGACACCACCAGAGACCCUGGUCAACAUCUACGAUGGUUGGAAAAGUGUCGGAGAGGGUUCUCCUUCGAGAAGGCCUCGAACGAACCGACAAUGGCAUGAAACUUACCAGCUGGCCAGAUGUUGCGCCCAUCAACCAGAAGAAUUACUAUACGGAUUAUAUGAAGCGUGAUGACCAGGUUCUUGCACUGAGACUAGAGACUGAUGCGACCCGCGAUAAGCUUGUGCAGAACGCGCGUGAUAAGGACCGCAUGCUCUCCAAGCCAGCUAAUGGCGAGCUUCCGCUACCCAUCCCCGACAUGGUCGAUGAGGACGGUGCCGCCACGCCUGCUGGUGCGAUUGACCCGUCUCGUAUCAUUGUUAUUCACCCCGGUAGCCAGAAUCUUCGAAUCGGCUUCGCGAGCGAUGCCCUACCUAAGACUGUUCCCACGACGUUGGCGACCGAGUACGCGCAAACCGAGUCCGAAAUCCACGAGGCACUUCCACGACGCCAGUUCGAAGCUAAAAACAACGAUCAGGUGUACGGCGAGGAGUGGUCUAAAAAGUACCAGAAGAUGUGCGCGGACCUCAAGAUCGAAAUGCGCGCCAACAAACGCAAAGUUCUGCCCAACUCAAAAGAACUAGUCCAGACAUUUAACCGCCGCACCGAGCCGGAAAUCAUCCCCAAGCACAAUGAUCCUCUCGAGAUUGACUGGACCGAUGUUUCCGAUCUGAAAAAUAGCAAGUCGGCUGCGCCGUGCUUUAUAGGCAACGAGGCGUUGCGCAUCCCCGAUGACUCUAAUCCCAAAGUGAAACUCUGGUGGCCUAUUCGCAACGGCUGCUGGAACGAGGACGAGUACGAAAGUCAAGAGCAUCUUUAUGAUGAUUUUGAGAGGCUGUUGGAAAACGCUCUUAAGAAGGAACUUGGUCUUAAUACUAGCAGCGAGUGGCAACAGUACAGCGUCGUCUUUGUCAUACCCGAUCUCUACGAUAAGCGCUACGUCGAACAGGUUCUCAUGUCGUGCAUGAAUAGCUUCGAAUUCAGCCGUGUCAGCUUUGUCCAAGAGGGCAUGGCAGCAACAUUUGGUGCUGGAUAUACACAAGCAUGCGUUGUCGACGUCGGAGCCCAAAAGACGGCUGUCACUUGCGUGGAAGAUGGCCUGUGCAUUGAAGAUUCGCGUAUCAACCUCAAAUACGGUGGCUUGGAUAUUACCGACACGUUUAUCAAGAUGAUGCUCUACGACAACUUCCCAUACCAAGAGAUGAAUAUGCAAAAACGAUCCGACUUUUUGCUUGCCGAAGAGUUGAAGAUUAAACACUGCACAAUGUCACAGGCCGAAAUCUCUGUCCAGCUCGGCGAUUUCCAUGUUCGCGCACCAGACGAAGCAACCAAGAAAUACCAGUUCAAGACAUAUGACGAAGUUAUUCUAGCACCUAUGGGAGUCUUUGAUCCUGCCAUCUUUGACAACACUACCAAGCUCCGUGGGCGCCGCAAGUUGGUUGAGCGAUCAUACAACUCGUACGACGUCGAUAUUCCUGAUGACCCUGCUUCUGCUGCGCAGCUGGCAAUUCUAGCACUAGUCGAGCCCGCGCUGCUUAACAUUACCAACGGCUCGCAGCUGGACACACAGACGACAGGCAAGGACAAAACGGCGGGUAUGAGCUUUAAGAGUGACUUGGGCGGCCACGGAACACCAGCGGAUUCUCACGCUGGGUCACCCGCCCCUGAGGCCCCUGGUACUCCUGCGCCCUUCAUCUUUGGCGCCGGAAAAGACUCUAUGCAUGCUGAUAGCCCUGGUCCUAACGGAUCUCGCGCAGCGGGCACCCCCGUCCCUGGACAGUCUGCACCAUCAGGCAUCUUUGUCGAAGAGCGAAGUGCAGAGUCUAUUGCCGAUGAAAGGGAGGCAGUCCUACCCGUGGCACCCCUUGAUGUUGCCAUUCUUACCAGUAUUGAACAUGCUACCAAGGGUGAUGACAAGAAGAUGCGAGACUUGCUGGGAAGUAUCAUGGUGAUUGGUGGCGGCGCCAAAGUCGCCCACUUCACGGUCGUCUUGGAAGAGAAGCUCAAGGCACGCCGUCCGGAUCUUAUUGAUCGCAUUCUUGUAAGUAGAAGCGCAAAGGACAUGGACGAACAAGUUGUCGCCUGGAAGGGAGCUAGUGUUUUCGCCAAGCUCUCAGCAAACGACUCCUGGAUCACACCGUACGAAUAUGAGCGUCUCGGAGCCCGAACCCUCUAUCACAAGGUGCUGUGGGCUUGGUAGAUGCGUAGGAUCUGUAUGUGUGUACGGUGGUUUGCUGGCGGAUAUAAAGGAGUUUCUCGGAGUAUAUUACAUGUUUCUUUUAUAGCCUCUCUUUUCUUUUUAAAAAAUAACACAGAGAAGCCAGAUACGCGAAUGAAUAGACGACAGAUGCAUGAUGCAAGAGAUCUCCCACCCAAACUAGAGGUGAUAAUUAAAUACCGCAUAUAGGUAUACAGUGUGUAUCAGUUGCCAUAUGUAUAUUUAGUAAUAAAUUAAUUUACAC